AUGGCUCCUCGACAAUCGAGAAAGCAUUCCGGUGGGAUAACGGUCGGUCUAGCCGAUUUGGGGCGGACUCUCCCUCAUCUAUGCCCAACACCACUGCCAUCACAAAGCCUAGCGUCACGCAUGGCAUCAUUACCGCCAGCGGCAGCGACUCUACAGGAGAGACCAGUGAAGCAGGCACCGAAGUAUGUGCCUCGAGAGGACGUUCGCAUCCUGCCUCAUCCCCCGAGAGGUCGGGGGCAGGAGUCUGUGGAUUCGCCGGAGCCAGCAGCCCCACGAAUGUCGGGGGAGACUCUAGUCGAGUUGUGGGAUGCUCCUAUUGAGGAGACCUUGCCCGACUCGAAACUGGCCAAGGAGAUCAUAGCCUCUCGAACUAGCCCUGUGUUCAGCCCGAAAAUGGGGCAUGUACGGAUAUUAGCACGACCGCCGCACUCCUCUACAGAGAGUACAACACAGUCUCCUCAGCCGGUGUCAGCCGAGGCUAAAUCUCCCUCAGCUGAAUUAUCAGCACAAGAAGUCAAAUCUACUUCAACUACUAGCGAUUCUGUGGCGAUCGAACAGGGCUCUACGGAGAUGGCUCCGUCAGCGCACGUAUCUUGUGGAGGAGCGAAAGUUCUAGCGAGUCGGAAGUUGCCUGUAACGAGGCUUAAGAGUGACAGAGAUCGGCCACCAGAAGAAAAGCAGACGAAAGCUGAGCUUGAGGAUACAAAUGAGUCGACUUCGACUAAACCUCGACGAAAUCGGAAAGGGAAGGGCAAAGGUGGCGCCAAUCGGCAACAGAGUCGGCAACGCUACAAGCAGUGGAAUUACAGUUCCUACUACUAUUACUACUGAGCGAUAUAUGUUGCUGACAAUUAUGCUGGAGGUCGCAGCAUUUAUAAAUAGGCUUACUACAAUUCAUCGCAUUAUGUCACUCUUGCUUAAUUGUUUUCCCCAUUAU
Molecule: messenger RNA, 937 nt
Organism: Perkinsus marinus ATCC 50983
Lineage: Eukaryota; Perkinsozoa; Perkinsida; Perkinsidae
Exons: 4
Coding region: 1-831 (276 amino acids)
Source: RefSeq, a predicted model, not a curated record